This is a messenger RNA of Diatraea saccharalis (sugarcane borer), 534 nucleotides long. The record is from the annotation of a GenBank genome assembly. Lineage: Eukaryota; Metazoa; Arthropoda; Insecta; Lepidoptera; Crambidae.
AUGGCUGAAAUCAUGUUCGAAACGUUCACAGUACAAUCCUUAUACAUGGCUGAAAUGUGUUACGUGGCUCAAGAUUACGCUGCAGAGUUGGAGUCAUAUGCUUCAGGUGAUGGUACGAGAGGUCAAUACAACCUUUCUGAUGGUGAACAAGUAUCACUCGGUGAAGAAAGAUUCCAAUGCCCAGAAUGUAUAUUCCGGCCAUCUUUAGAAGGUUUGAAUUGUCCAGGACUGGUGGAGCUGAUUUGUUCCAGUAUACUAAAAUGCGAUGUUGACUGCAGACCUUUGCUUUAUAACAAUAUCGUGCCAUCGGGAGGUUCCAGCGUGUUUCCAGGCCUCGUAGCACGGUUGAGCAAUGAUAUGAAAAUGCGUUUACCCGGAGUAUCAGUACAAGUUGAUGAUAUGCCUUCUAGGCAGUUCGCCCAAUGGGAAGGAGCCUCAGUAUUGGCUUCGAUAGAUCACAUGGAAGGAUUCUGGAUGACGAGAAAAGACUACCAAGACCUGGGAGCAGAUGCUGUGAAUUACAAAUUCUUUUAA